AUGAUGGCUGAUAAGAUUUCACAGUUUCUUACGGCUAAUAUGACGGAGGCCACUCAAAUCUCAUUAAAGGAAUGGGGCCCAAAAGUUAUUAGUUUCGUCCAACGCAUCAUUCAAUCACAAGAGAAACAAUGUAAUGGUGUGGCGUUAGUAACAAGCGGAGGAACUGUCGUUCCUCUCGAAGUGCAUGCCGUUCGAUAUCUCACAAAUUUCAGUUCUGGUGGUCGUGGGGCAAACUUUGUGGAAUCUCUCGUGCAGCGUAAAUGGGCUUGUGUCUUUCUACACCAUAAAGACUCUGAACAACCAUUUCGUUGUCAUAUUAAUCGAAUGAGUACGAAACAAUUAUUUGCUGAACUUGCCGCUCCUUCACGGUCUCCUACACUCACGGCCGCGAUGGAGGCGUAUGAGAAGUAUAAUGAUUAUAUACUUUAUAUUCCCUAUCACACGGUGAUUGAAUAUAUGUAUUUACUGCAGUUACUCACAGUGACGUUAAGUCGUCAAGUGGAGUGUUUGCAGUCGGUACCAAUGAUGUUAAUUGCGGCAGCGGCGGUUUCGGAUUAUUUUAUUCCACUUGAACGUAUGUCAAAGAAUAAAAUAAGUGGUGGAAAUGGUCUCACACUCCAGUUGGAUAAUGUACCAAAGGUGCUUGCUACUAUUAGUGAAGAAUGGCAUGGAUCGGCUGUAGAUAUUCCACGGUAUUUAAUUACGUUUAAAUUAGAAACAGAGGAAACCGCUAUGAAAACAAAGGCUGUACACAAUUUAAAUCAAUAUGAUUGCGAUGUGGUAGUGGCCAAUAUGCUGCAGAACUACAGAGAAAAGGUUUUGGUUUAUUGGGGAGGACGACACCGGGAAAAAGAGCCCAUGCCACUCGUGAAACCACAAAACUCUACUAUGGAAACAUUGCUAACAAAUGUAUUUCUUCAACAGAUUGAAAUAGAUAUGCAUGAGAUGGCAGAAAAGAAACAGGAGAAAGAUUGCUGA
This is a messenger RNA of Trypanosoma theileri, 978 nucleotides long. RefSeq names its product putative mucin-like glycoprotein. Gene Ontology annotation, molecular function: phosphopantothenate--cysteine ligase activity. NCBI's taxonomy places the organism in Eukaryota, Euglenozoa, Kinetoplastea, Trypanosomatida, Trypanosomatidae. The transcript has a single exon. Gene Ontology annotation, cellular component: nucleus; cytoplasm. The coding region runs from base 1 to 978 and encodes 325 amino acids. Gene Ontology annotation, biological process: coenzyme A biosynthetic process. The record is from RefSeq and is a predicted model, not a curated record.